This is a messenger RNA of Malania oleifera, 1564 nucleotides long. RefSeq names its product transcription factor bHLH144. Lineage: Eukaryota; Viridiplantae; Streptophyta; Magnoliopsida; Santalales; Ximeniaceae. The transcript has 4 exons. The coding region runs from base 446 to 1276 and encodes 276 amino acids. The record is from RefSeq and is a predicted model, not a curated record. Gene Ontology annotation, molecular function: protein dimerization activity.
GCCACCCUCACGAUUAAAUGCCCUCUUUCCACUACUCUCCCAGCUCUCUCCUCUCCUCUCCGUAGACUGUACGCGCACCCUCCCCUCUCUCUCUCUCUCUCUCUCUCCGGCUGCAAGCGAUCUGCGUUUGUUCGCGGAAAUCUAGUGGCUUCGUCAGAGAAAGCUUCGUUUUCCAGCUCAAUCUGCCUGCUUCUUGAUUGUUGUCUCUGCGAUCUUCUCCGGAACCCUAGAAGUUUAAGCUUAAUUUCUGGUCAUUUGGGAUUGAGGAAGUAGAUCAUCAUGCCGUGGACGCCUUCUUUCCUGAACUAUAACAGGAAGUGUGUUUGCUUGGUGGUGUUCUUUCGUGUCAUACUGUAAUUUGAAUUGUUUUUGGUUAAAUCACAUUUAUCUUUUGAAGGAAUUUUCUGACUUCAUUUGUUAUCUAAUACUGGUUGGAGGAGUGAGAAUGUACAUUGUGGUUACCCUGAAAAGAUAUAGAGCACUGAAGGACGUUGGAAAGAUUAAAAUGAGUGUUGGGAUCAUUGCACAUUACCAACUGAUGCAAGUUUGCCAGGCUUUAUUCCCUUUUGCAAAUCAAGUGGGCAUUAAUUAUUUGCACAAUGCACCUCCUGCAUCUGCCUUCAGCGUGGUUUUACCUCCCAGUGCAAAGCUAUCAAGGCCCUUCCAUGGUGUUGAAUUUCAACCCACUGAGGAUUGCCCAAAGAAUUUCAUUAUAUUUGAUCAGACUGAUGACCGGAACCAGAUUAUGUUUCAUCCUGCUAUUGGCCACAAACUCAGUUGUCCUGGCCUAAAUAUCCAUGCUGCUUGCAUCCAAAACAAUUUUGAGAGGAACAAUGCAAAUAUUGAGGAAAGAGAAGUCUCCUCUCCUCUGAAGGAGGAUUCAGAUGACAUUGAUGCAUUGUUGAGCUUGGAAGAGGAAGAAGAAGAAGAAGAAGAAGAAGAAGAAUAUGAUGAUGAAGAAAUCAGCACUGCUCGAACUCAUGGUGACUAUGGACGCAGGUCCCCCGAUUCUUACUCCACCGGUAGCUCAAAGCCUAGAAAGAACAGGUUACCUUCAUCUGUUCUGAAAUCCUCUGGCAAUGGCAGUAGCAGUAGCUGGAACAGCGAAAGGAAGCGACAGAAAAUGAAGAAGAUGGUGAAGACCCUGCGAGGAAUUGUACCUGGCGGCAACAGCAUGAAUUCUGUUGCUGUUCUAGAUGAAGCGGUUAGGUACCUCAAGUCUCUCAAGGUAGAGGUACAGAAGCUUGGAGUAGGGAAUUUGCAGUACCAAGCUUGAAUCUGGGCUGCGGUAACGAAUGUUGGAACUCUUUAAUUUUAUCAGGUGAUAUCAGCUCUCUCUGUGUUUCUCUCUCUGGAGUAGGGCAAUGCUUGAUGGCAGGUAUUCAGUAGAAAUGGUGGUUCAGGGGAACUCCAUUGUUCCUUGUGGAAGGAAGAUUGGUGAUGGGCUUAAAAAUGUGUAGCAUGCGGACUUUGACAUUCAUGUGCUCCUGUGUGGUCGCCUUUUGUGCGUUGUGGUUACUAUUAUGAAACCUAAUAAAAUAAUGUACCCUGUUUUUUGAGUGUC